AGCACCGCUCCGCGUCGCUCGGGGCGGCGGCCCCACUCCGCCGCCAGCCAGCCCAGCUCCCCAGGGCUACCCAGACCUCUCUACCCCCGGCCCGCCCGGCUCCGCAGAAGCGUCCCGGCUGGAACGCGGUCCCGGCCACGUGGGGAGGGGAGUGGCCCAGUUGCUCAGGAGCGCUUCCAAUUGGCGGGGAGGCGGGCUUCCUGGCGGCCCGCCGGCAGGACCCCUCCCCCGAAGGCGGGGCCUGAGGAUUCACAGCUGGAAAGGGCGGAGCCCGGGCAGCGCAGCUGGAAAGGGGCGGGGCCUGAGGCGCGCGGCUAGCCGCGGCGGGCUGGGGGCGCCCUGGGCUGCCAUAAAGUGAAUGGGCGCCGGCGGGGGGUGGCAGUCCGCGGCGAGGCGCACUCACUCCCUCCGCGAAUCUGGGAACGCCGGAGCCCAGCUGCGGCCCGGGAGCAGGGGGGCGGCCCCCACCCCGGCCGGGUGUCCGGCCCCUGGCCCCUGCCUGCCCUCCAGACCGCCGCCGCCGCCGCUGACGCCGCUGCUGUCGGGAGUCUGUCUGCUGCGGGACGCACUAGCCCUCCAUGGAGUUCGGUCUGCUCAGCGAGGCGGAGGCCCGGAGCCCUGCCUUGUCGCUGUCCGACGCGGGCACUCCCCACCCCCCACUCCCAGAACACGGCUGCAAAGGCCAGGAGCACAGCGACUCGGAGAAGGCCUCGGCAUCGCUGCCAGGCGGCUCCCCCGAGGACGGCUCGCUGAAGAAGAAGCAGCGGCGGCAGCGCACGCACUUCACCAGCCAGCAGCUGCAAGAGCUGGAGGCCACCUUCCAAAGGAACCGCUACCCCGACAUGAGCACGCGCGAGGAGAUCGCCGUGUGGACCAACCUCACCGAGGCCCGCGUGCGGGUGUGGUUCAAGAACCGGCGCGCCAAGUGGCGGAAGCGCGAGCGCAGCCAGCAGGCCGAGCUGUGCAAGGGCGGCUUCGCGGCGCCGCUCGGAGGGCUGGUGCCGCCCUACGAGGAGGUGUAUCCCGGCUACUCGUAUGGCAACUGGCCGCCCAAGGCGCUCGCCCCGCCGCUCGCCGCCAAGACCUUCCCGUUCGCCUUCAACUCGGUCAACGUGGGGCCUCUGGCCUCGCAGCCCGUCUUCUCGCCACCCAGCUCCAUCGCCGCCUCCAUGGUGCCCUCGGCCGCAGCCGCCCCCGGCACGGUGCCUGGACCCGGGGCCCUACAGGGCCUGGGCGGGGGCCCUCCUGGGCUGGCUCCGGCCGCCGUGUCCUCGGGGGCCGUGUCCUGCCCGUACGCCUCGGCCGCCGCAGCCGCCGCUGCAGCCGCCUCCUCCCCCUACGUCUAUCGGGACCCGUGUAACUCGAGCCUGGCCAGCCUGCGGCUCAAAGCCAAACAGCACGCCUCGUUCAGCUACCCCGCGGUGCCCGGGCCGCCCCCCGCCGCCAACCUCAGCCCGUGCCAGUACGCUGUGGAACGGCCCGUAUGAGCGGCGGGCUGUGGACCGUCUUCGAGGGCGGGGGCGAUCGUUCGCAGCCUCCCCGGACUGGGGUCUCAUCCAGGCUGGCUUGCCCCCGCUCCAGGGUCGGACAGGGAUGCUUGGGCAGCUGGGGGGGGGGGGGGCGGCCGGCUCAGGAGAGGGCCUUCCCCUCCCAGCCCUGAGGGGUGCACUGGGCCCUACACACAGACCGCGCCCCUGGGACUAUGGCCAGGGACAGGGACCAGCUCCCCGGGGGCCAGCGCACCCUUGGCCCAUCCCGCCUUCUCCAGACUCCCCCUCCCCAGUUUUCAAAGAUAAAUGAAAUAAACGUGCGCGGACUGUCGAAGGCCUGAUGAUUCAGAGUCGCGGUUGAGCCCUCUUUCCCGUCAUCCUUCCCGACUGUCUAGGAGAGAGCUGGAUGUACAGGAAUGAGGUGAGGGUUCAGACUUACAGGGAGCCAGUGCCCCCCCCCCCAUCCCUUUGCUCCAGGACUGGGGAGCCCAGGAACCCGGGGAUUCCAGGAGCAACCGGGCGCGCGCAGGCGUGGAGGCCCGGCUGCUUGGCUGGCGUCGGCCAAAGGCGGUGCCGCGACGCCACCUCGUGGUCUCAGGGAGGAUAGCUGGCAGGUGGGGGGUCUCGAACGCCUGCUUGCCCGCGUCAAUUCUGCAACUUAGGAAAACCUGACUUGAGAUAAGGUACUCGGCCUUUCUGCACCUGUUUCUCACUGUUCCUAUGAGGGGCUUGCGCCUCUAACAGCAAUAAAAUUCUGGUCUGUGAUGGACAUUUAUGAAGCGCC
This is a messenger RNA of Oryctolagus cuniculus (rabbit), 2274 nucleotides long. RefSeq names its product paired like homeodomain 3 (gene PITX3). NCBI's taxonomy places the organism in Eukaryota, Metazoa, Chordata, Mammalia, Lagomorpha, Leporidae. The record is from RefSeq and is a predicted model, not a curated record. Gene Ontology annotation, cellular component: nucleus. Gene Ontology annotation, biological process: anatomical structure morphogenesis; regulation of transcription by RNA polymerase II. Gene Ontology annotation, molecular function: DNA-binding transcription factor activity, RNA polymerase II-specific; RNA polymerase II cis-regulatory region sequence-specific DNA binding.